This is a messenger RNA of Thamnophis elegans (Western terrestrial garter snake), 991 nucleotides long. Its product is annotated as lanosterol synthase-like. Gene Ontology annotation, cellular component: lipid droplet. The record is from RefSeq and is a predicted model, not a curated record. Gene Ontology annotation, molecular function: lanosterol synthase activity. Bases 125 to 961 code for a protein of 278 amino acids. The transcript has 8 exons. NCBI's taxonomy places the organism in Eukaryota, Metazoa, Chordata, Lepidosauria, Squamata, Natricidae. Gene Ontology annotation, biological process: cholesterol biosynthetic process; triterpenoid biosynthetic process.
CCAGCGUGCCGCUGAAACAGUCGAGCUGUGAGGUGUGUGAUAAGUCCAGCCUUGGCUGUACUUUAUUUUAUGCCGGUCCUUCUGCUACUGCCUGCAGGCUUCAACCUUAGCUCAGAGUGACAGGAUGGAUGGAACAUAUUUACAGAGAAGAGGAGGCCCAUAUAAGACAGAACCAGCCACAGACUUAACCCGCUGGCGUUUGAGUAAUGAAGAAGGUCGGCAGCGGUGGCGAUAUCUAGCAGAUGCUGACGGUGUGGAACGGGAGCAGACUGCACUGGAGGCUCAUUCUCUAGGGCUGCACACAUCUAAAGUCUUCCCAAUCUUGCCUACAGCCUGUACUGCAGAAGAGGCAGCGCUAAAUGGGAUGAAUUUUUUUGCAGGCCUACAAGCAGAGGAUGGUCAUUGGGCUGAGGAUUAUGGAGGACCUCUCUUUCUGUUGCCAGGACUUCUGAUUGUGUGCCAUGUUGCUAAGAUUCCACUCCCAGAAGAAAGUAGGAAGGAGAUGGUGCGUUACUUGCGUUCAGUGCAACUCCCAGAUGGAGGAUGGGGCCUACACAUUGAGGACUUGUCUAAGGUAUUUUCUACUGCUCUGAACUACACGGCCAUGCGUAUUCUUGGAGUCAGCGCUGAUGAUCCAGAUUUAGUGAAGGCUCGAAAUAACCUCCAUAGCAAAGGUGGUGCUGUAGGAGUCGCUUCCUGGGGUAAAUUUUGGCUGGCUGUCUUGAAUGUCUACAGUUGGGAAGGAAUGAAUACGUUGCUUCCUGAGAUGUGGUUGUUUCCUUCAUGGAUGCCAGCUAACCCUUCCACACUUUGGUGUCAUUGCCGCCAGGUUUACCUGCCAAUGGCCUACUGCUAUGCUGUCCGCCUCACUGCAGAAGAAGAUGAACUUAUCUUGAGCCUUCGACAGGAGACCAACAGCAAGCUUUACUUGGAAACUGACUCCGCCUUCAAUUGUACCUAAACUCUCGUGAUUGGCUCGUACUUUCAUCAG